AUGGCCGAAAAGGACAAACCAGAUCCUACUCAUGCUGAGUAUGCCCGGGGCUACUCGGUUGAUGCGGAUACUCUUCGGGAACACGAGUAUCCGUUGCUGAACAAGACAACCUAUCUUGAUCAUGCAGGAACAACACCAUAUGCAAAGUCUAUGAUCGAAUCCUUCUCGCGUGACCUUAUAGCCAAUCUGUUUGGGAACCCGCAUUCAAUGUCCCUGUCUUCACAGCUGUCCACUCAACGGAUAGAUGACAUUCGACUUCGGGUACUGCGGUUCUUCCAAGCGGACCCGGAUGAGUUCGACGUGGUCUUUGUGGCAAACGCAACUGCAGGCAUCAAGCUGGUCGCCGACCUACUUCGUGACUACGACAAUCGAGGCUUCUGGUAUGGUCACCACAUUGAUGCCCAUACCAGUCUCAUUGGCGUCCGGGAGAUUGCAGACAUGGGCCAUCAAUGCUUCCAGAAGGAUGCCGAUGUCGAGACCUGGAUCUCCGAACUGGCCAACAGUCAAUCAAAGGCACCGAGACUCUUUGCAUUCCCGGGUCAGUCCAACAUGAACGGCCGGCGCCUGCCUGUACGGUGGUGUGAGCAAAUCCGCUCAGCCGCAAAUGAAGGCGGAGGGAAUGUGUUCACUUUACUUGAUGCUGCCUCGCUUGUUUCGACCGCCCCUCUUGACCUGAGUGUAAGCUCAGCCGCGCCCGACUUUACAGUGGUCAGCUUCUACAAGAUCUUUGGGUUUCCUGAUUUGGGUGCUUUGGUUGUUCGCAAAGACACCGGAAGUAUCUUGGAGCGGCGCAGAUUCUUCGGCGGUGGCACUGUCGACAUGGUGCUUGCCACCGGUGCGCAGUGGCACGCGAAGAAAGAAACUUCUAUUCACGAGCGACUUGAAGAUGGGACUCUUCCUUUCCACAACAUCAUCGCAUUGGAUGCUGCCCUAGACACUCAUAAACGCCUUUAUGGUUCCAUGGCAAACAUCUCGGCCCACACCCGAUUUCUUGCCAAGCGGCUCCAUGAUAGGCUUUCCGCGUUAACCCAUUACAAUGACACGAAGGUGUGUCAAAUCUACGAAGCGAACUCGGCUUUCGGUAGUCCCGCUACCCAAGGCCCGAUUGUUGCAUUCAACCUGCGAAAUAGCCGUGGAGACUGGGUCCCCAAGACUGAAUUCGAGAAACUCGCUACUGUGCAAAAUAUCCAGCUGCGUUCCGGAUCCGUUUGUAACCCUGGCGGGACGGCGUCUUCUCUUGGAUGGACGGGUGCUGAGCUACGCCGCCAUUAUUCGACAGGGCUGCGUUGUGGUGAUGACCAUGACGUUUUGGGAGGACGGCCCACAGGAAUUCUGCGUGCCAGCCUGGGUGCAAUGACCAACCUAAGGGAUAUUGACUCGCUGAUUAGCUUCAUCGAAGAGUUUUACGUUGAAAAUAUUCCUCCCAUCGUUUCAGUGGAUCCUCCAAAGGGUGAGGAUGACAUGGUGGCUCGCCAUUUCUACAUUGAAAGCCUGUCGAUUUUCCCAAUCAAAAGCUGCGGUGCCUUCAAAAUCCCCGAGGGCAAGCGCUGGGAGGUCAAAAGAGAAGGGCUAGCUUGGGAUCGAGAAUGGUGUUUGAUUCACCAAGGAACCGGAGCGGCGUUGAAUCAGAAAAGAUACCCUCGGAUGGCUCUCAUUCGGCCGGCAGUUGAUCUCGAUCGCGGGGUUCUUCGCAUCACUUGCGACACCAUCGCUGCAGCUGACCCCGUCAGUCUCGAAAUAUCUCUUGGCUGGGAAGACACGAGCUUUGUGUCCACCUCUUUGUGUCCGGCCUCUACAAAACGGUCGUCUACAGUCUGUGGAGACCAGAUCUCUCUACAUGCCUACGCAUCACCAGUAGUCUCGGCCUUCUUCUCCGACUUCCUCGGAGUGCCUUGUGCGCUCGCCCGUUUCCCUUCACAGACCGCAAACCGGUUCUCGCGACCACCGCGCCUCCCCGGCACAUGGAAGAACCGGUUCCGCAAAUUCAUCAUGCCAGGAUCCUUCCCACCCGACCUCCCACCUCCGCUGCGCGAGAAUGGACAGAAUCCCUUAUUACUAUCGAACGAGAUGCCUAUUUUGAUUGUCUCUCGUUCAUCUGUCAAUCGUCUGAACGAGACCAUCAAAGCCACCACCAAGCGCGGAAGUGGUGUCAGCAAGACCGUUGCGGCAGACGUGUUCCGUGGUAACAUUGUGGUAGCUGAACGACUUGUGCAGCUGGAAGAUGCGGAGCAACCCUACGCUGAGGACGGCUGGUCAUCACUUCGCAUCGGGCCGGAUCAGCUUCGCUUUGAUGUCCUAGAUGCCUGCCAACGGUGUCAGAUGGUUUGCAUUGAUCAGCUCACCGGCGUGCGGCGUGAUGAGCCGUUUUCGACGCUCGCGAAAACGAGGAAUAUUGACGGGAAGGUUUCGUUUGGUAGAUACUCGGCACUCUCUCUACAGGAGAUUGAUGGCCUCGAGUCUGACACACCGGAUUGCAGGACGGUGAUGGUGGGCGAUGUUGUUUCGCCAACAUAUUGGGAGGAGUAA
Messenger RNA from Penicillium alfredii, 2526 nucleotides. It is a transcript of the gene hxB, whose product is annotated as putative molybdenum cofactor sulfurase protein (HxB). Gene Ontology annotation, biological process: Mo-molybdopterin cofactor biosynthetic process. Bases 1 to 2526 code for a protein of 841 amino acids. Lineage: Eukaryota; Fungi; Ascomycota; Eurotiomycetes; Eurotiales; Aspergillaceae. The transcript has 2 exons. The record is from RefSeq and is a predicted model, not a curated record. Gene Ontology annotation, molecular function: molybdenum cofactor sulfurtransferase activity; molybdenum ion binding; pyridoxal phosphate binding.